Molecule: messenger RNA, 2565 nt
Organism: Kluyveromyces marxianus DMKU3-1042
Lineage: Eukaryota; Fungi; Ascomycota; Saccharomycetes; Saccharomycetales; Saccharomycetaceae
Gene: PUT3
Product: Put3p
Exons: 1
Coding region: 1-2565 (854 amino acids)
Biological process (GO): regulation of DNA-templated transcription; DNA-templated transcription
Molecular function (GO): DNA-binding transcription factor activity, RNA polymerase II-specific; DNA binding; zinc ion binding
Source: RefSeq, a predicted model, not a curated record
AUGAGCGUUGAAUUGUCGAGGAACAGAUCAGAAGAUGCGGAAGUUUGGGAUGAGAAUGAGAAUGAUGAGAUAAUAGAGGAGUUGCCUGCCAAGAAAAAGAGCAAGAGAUCGUCGCUGGCGUGUACACGGUGUAGGAGGCGACAUAUCAAGUGUCCUGGGGGCGAGCCGUGCUCGAAGUGCUUGAAUGCUGGUGUUGCGUGCGAAUACGUUGAGCCGAAUAAGAAGCUAAUUGUUUCUAUGAGCUAUUUGCAAAGGCUACAGCACGACCUUACGACGAUGAAAAAGGAGAAUGUGAAGCUACAGGCGUCGCUGAGCGAACGGAAUACGCGACUGCAGGCUCUGGAGCUGCUCAAGAAACAAUUGAGACUGGCGUCUUUGCAGACAAAGAAGAGCAGCAGUACCAGCAGCGAUAGUUCCGGGUUUCAACCGAAUCAGGAUAUGCGGACAUUGCCCGUGGCGCAACGUCAUGAUAAAGAUGUGAUUUUCCAGAAGAACAGCGUGCAAGAUAACGAGGAUGAGAUAGUGCCGAAUUUCGCGGAAAGAAGAGGCCGGCUCGUGGAAUCAAGAACAGGACAGGAGUACUUUGUUGGUUCUUCCUCGAUGACGCUGUUCGGGAUGGAGAUCCUGUCUCUCAUUCCAGAUUCCUUGAAGAAGAAACAGAAACAGGCCAAAAAGGGCGAUUCGCCCUCUUCUGGUGAGCAUGGCCGUCACUCUUCUAUGCUUCAUGCGCAACCAGCUAACGACACGGCCAAUUACAUAUCGAAUGAGCCGGUGGACGAAGUUCUCAAAGAAGAGGGCAAUGCCUACAAGAUCGUGCUUGCGAAAAACGACGGUAACAACGAUAUCAGUGUGAACUUCACGCUGCCCACUUAUUCAUACGCGAUGCUGCUCAUCGACACUUUUAUUACGUACAACGACGGAUGCUUCUAUUUCUUUAACGAGGGUGUCGUGAAACACAAUUUGAAACAGACAUACGAUGGUAUCAAUAGUUUCGAAGACCAUACUUUGCAAACCAUCUGGUUUUGUAAAGUGUUAUUGAUCUUUGCCACAGGAGAAAUGUAUCUUGGCACUGCAAAUCACAUCAAUGGGAAUAAAUUGUCAUCCAAAGAGACACCUAGAUUACCUGGUUCGGGAUUUUUCGAACAAGCAUCAGAGAUAUUUAGCUGUUUGUUUUCUAGCGGAAGAGUAGAAAACGUUACGAAGGAAGGAGGCAUUGAAGUCAUGUUAUUAUACGCUUUCUAUUUACAAGUGGCCGAUUGCACCGUUGCUUCAUACUUCUAUUUUGGACAAGCGCUAAGAGCUUGUUUAAUUCUGGGUUGGCAUGUAGACGCACAAAGGGAUUCGUUAACCCGUUUCGAACUGGAACAUAGAAGAAGAAUAUGGUGGACUGUUUAUAUGUUUGAACGAAUGCUAAGUAGUAAAGCUGGCCUUCCACUGUCAUUCACAGAUAAUACUAUCACUACAGAGCUUCCAGAUGACUUUGAUAUGUCAAAUCCUCCUCCAGAUUGUGAAAGCUACGUCUUCCCCGAGGCAGAGUACAUCACAAACUGUGUUAGAAUCACCCAAAUAAAUGCUCAGAUUCUAAAUAAGAUGUACCAAAAACAGCCAGAUUCAAAUAUUCUCCCAGUGCUAAAAGAUAUCGUGACCCAGUUAUUGGAAUGGAGGACAAACCUCUCCGAUUUUUUGCAAGUUGAUUUCACGCAAAAAGAUCUAAAGAUAAGCCGUCUUUGUACAAAUGUUUUCACAGAGUAUUUCCAAGGUAUGAACUUGGCAAUUAGGCCGCUACUUUUCCAUUUUGCUUCAAUUCAACUCAAACAAUUUGAAAUCAAUAACGCGUAUAUUGAUCUCAGGAAUUAUUCACGUACUAUUUCCUCCUUAUUAAAUUGCUCUUUGCAAGCAUCUAUUAAUACAAUAAGGUCUUUAUGGGCUUUAAUGGAUCAAAAUAUGGUAGCAUUAUUUGGUUACAUGGAUAGGGAAUAUAUUUUCACUUCUGCUUGCACGUUAAUACUAUUUAAUGCAGCCUUCGGAAUUCAUGACCAAACCUACCAACAUCUCGACCAUGCACUGAAGAUUUUCACCAAGAUGAGAAACCUAGGUAAUAACCCAGCUGGUUUGAGACGUGCCCAACUUCUAAAACUAAUGUCAACCUUGGAUUUUCAUGGUCAUAUGUCCGAACUAAUACUGAAACACACUGAUAAAUUGAAACCUAACUUCCAGUAUGACGUUCACGAUGACAGAAAUGUUAAGAUAGUGUCUCACGUAUCAACUGGAUUCUCAUCAGCUGGUGGUGCAAAUAAUUCGAUAUCUCAGUCCCAGUCGAACGAAAGUCAAUCAAAUAUCCACGCUGUUGAAACCAAUGCAACUCGUUUGGAUUCGUUAAACUUCGAUGAGAAUUCUGAUAUUCAAAAACUUCUUGAUAUCUUAGAAAAUGUUGGCAAAUCUGACGAUAAGCUAUGGAAGGAAAUCAGCGACCAAGCAAUGUGGCUAGGUAGCACGAUGGAUUCGAUACAUCCUGCCCAAACAGAGACGAACUUAGGUGACUUUAAAGCUGAAGAUUUUCUAUAG